Molecule: messenger RNA, 2946 nt
Organism: Paramisgurnus dabryanus
Lineage: Eukaryota; Metazoa; Chordata; Actinopteri; Cypriniformes; Cobitidae
Gene: chst6
Product: carbohydrate sulfotransferase 6
Biological process (GO): sulfur compound metabolic process; N-acetylglucosamine metabolic process; carbohydrate metabolic process
Cellular component (GO): Golgi membrane
Molecular function (GO): N-acetylglucosamine 6-O-sulfotransferase activity
Source: RefSeq, a predicted model, not a curated record
CAACGUUUAAUUUCUCCGCCCCUAAUUUAAUCAAAUAAUUAAACUGACAGUAAUAUUAUCACCUUAUGCACUUUACUUGUAAUUCGUUACCCCAACACUGCAGGCCAGUGCCGAUCAAGAUGGCAAAUAGAGGCGCGACAACCACCGCUAUAUAAUGAGGCAUCUCAGUGACAUAACUCCGAAUCUUUUGACUGAACGAUACAGUACGACUGAUCUCAGAUGUGAUAUGGCAGCUUACACAAUAGGUGAAAAAACUUCACAAUAUGAUGCGCUGCAGAGUGCAAAAGCCGCCUAUGAUGGGCUUUCUGCUGAUUCAAGCCGUUGCUAUGGUUCUUCUUGUCGGUUGGUACAACCGUCUACCAUCCCAAAACACAAGCCAAGCUGAGGGCAGGGUGCAAGUUCUCCUGUUGUCAUCUUGGAGAUCUGGUUCCUCUUUCCUGGGCCAGGCGUUCAGUCAGCAUCCAGACGUCUUCUAUUUAAUGGAGCCAGGCUGGCACGUCUGGACGUCUAUAAAGAAAGCCGGUGCGCGUAGCUUGCGGAUGGCAGUGCGUGAUGUCUUGCGCAGCAUCUUUCAUUGCGACAUGUCUGUAAUGGAUUCUUACAUGCCACAGGAGCGAAACGUCUCGAACCUCUUUAUGUGGAGCCACAGUCGCGCACUCUGCUCUCCCCCGGCGUGUCCUUUUACACCUCGCGGUGAAAUGAGCAACGAACCAGAAUGCAAGAAGCACUGCAACACGCGUGGAUUGAAAUUAGCAGAGACGGCGUGUCGGACUUACAGCCACGUUGUGUUAAAAGAGGUGCGCUUCUAUGAGUUGGAGUCUCUUUAUCCGCUCCUGCGGGACCCCGAACUUGACCUGCGGAUCAUCCAUCUGGUUCGUGACCCCCGAGCUGUGUUUCGAUCGAGGGAGCAGUCGUCCAAAGCCCUGGCAAGUGAUACGGCCAUAGUGCUAGAGCACGCCAACGUCUUGGAACAAGACCAGCAGUACAACGUCAUGCAAGAGGUUUGCCGAAGUCACGUGCAAAUUUAUGAGACGGCCAUGUUCAAGCCGCCAGAUUUCUUGCGGGGUCGCUACAAAAUGGUGCGUUUUGAAGAUCUGGUACGUGACACGCUUGCGGAGAUCGAGUCCAUUUACCAGUUCGUCGGACUCCAGGAGACCGAAAUGUUGGAGGAAUGGAUCUACCGCAUCACUCACGGUAAAGGCAAAGGAGCAAAAAGUGACGCCUUCAAAAUCACUUCGCGAAACGCGGAGGAUGUCUCCUUGGCUUGGCGGACCACCUUACCGUUUGAGAAAGUCCAGCGCAUCCAAGAGGUGUGCAAAAGAGCCAUGUCCAUGCUCGGAUAUAACGCCGUGGAUAGUGAGACAGAGCAAAAAAUGCUGGAUUUGGACCUGUUGAAGCCACAGAAAGGCUACCAGUUUGAUUGGCUGCCCUCUAAAACCACAACCACUAAUGUAUAGAGCCGCACGAGUGAUUGAUAUUAAAUGUUUGAAGUUUGUGUUCAUCAGUUUGGUUCUUACGCUUCAGUGUAAAAACUUCACAACAAAAUCGACUUUAGAGUGGGGGUACAUCUGUUAAAAAAGACAAUAGACCUGAAGCUACUGAAGCUAGUUUUCUAUUUGUUUUAUUUUGGAAGAAAUUAUAGUGAAUUUAUCAACUUUUUAAUAUGUUUUUGUUUACAAAGUCAUUUUGCUGUUAUUGUGUGUGCUUGUCAAAAAUGUUUUUGUUUCUCUUUUUCUUUCAUGAUAAAACACAACUGAACUACAUUUCCCAUCCUACAACAAAUGUCACUCCAACUGUAUUUACCACAAACUGCGACAGCAUUAAGAUGAAUGUUAGCGUCCUUAUGUGUCUACACUACUGUCAAAAAUUCUAAAUCCCUUAACAAUUUCUCACAAUCUUUAAGACCUGUUUGAUGUGAUGGUGUUUGACUACAUGUUUAAUUUAAGUUUGAAAGACAACAAUAUGGCUUGGGCUAAAUGAUUAAAAAGUAUCAAAUUAUAACUUCACUUAAAUACAAUGCAUGUUUGCAAAUUCAAAGUUUGGCUACUUUGACCACAUUUGUGUUAUUCCAAAAAAUUUUUGAGAUGAGAAACUAAUAUUCAGAAUAGCUUCACAUGACACCCUAAACACAUAUUUUGACAUGACUGGCCACAUGCGACACUCUGAACACACAUUUUGACAUGACUGGCCACAUGCGACACUCUGAACACACAUUUUGACAUGACGGGGCCACACACGCGACGCACCGAACGCGCAUUUUGACAUGACUGGCCACAGGCGACACUCUGAACACACAUUUUGACAUGACGGGGCCACACACGCGACGCACCGAACACGCAUUUUGACAUGACGGGCCACAUGCGACACUCUGAACACACAUUUUGACAUGACGGGGCCACACACGUGACGCACCGAACACGCAUUUUGACAUGACGGGCCACAUGCGACACUCUGAACACACAUUUUGACAUGACGGGGCCACACGCGCGACGCACCGAACGCGCAUUUUGACAUGACUGGCCACAUGCGACACUCUGAACACACAUUUUGACAUGACGGGGCCACACACGCGACGCACCGAACGCGCAUUUUGACAUGACUGGCCACAGGCGACACUCUGAACACACAUUUUGACAUGACGGGGCCACACACGCGACGCACCGAACACGCAUUUUGACAUGACGGGCCACAUGCGACACUCUGAACACACAUUUUGACAUGACGGGGCCACACACGUGACGCACCGAACACGCAUUUUGACAUGACUGGUCACAUGCGACACUCUGAACACACAUUUUGACAUGAUGGGGCCACACACGCGACGCACCGAACACGCAUUUUGACAUGACGGGCCACAUGCGACACUCUGAACACACAUUUUGACAUGACGGGGCCACACACGCGUGGCACCGAACACGCAUUUUGACAUGACUGGCCACAUGCGAC